Aspergillus versicolor CBS 583.65 is the source of this 1398-nucleotide messenger RNA. RefSeq lists its product as uncharacterized. Lineage: Eukaryota; Fungi; Ascomycota; Eurotiomycetes; Eurotiales; Aspergillaceae. The transcript is spliced from 3 exons. Bases 1 to 1398 code for a protein of 465 amino acids. The record is from RefSeq and is a predicted model, not a curated record.
AUGGAGUACCCCCGCAACCAUAGAAGACGCUCCAUUUCCCGCACUCGCCCCAGCUACAGCAACACUUACCUGAGCCCUAACAGGGUACACGAAGAUGUUCGCAUCCACCGAUCUGCCUCGACAGGUGCCCGUCGCACCCGACAAGAGCGCGAUCGGGAGCGGGUCGAUCGAACCCAACCCACUGCCGUCAUUGUUGACAUCAAAAACGACUCUCGGAAUACGAGCUCCAACAAAGCCCGUAAGGAUCGCCGCGAUAACCACCGCGAAGAGACCAACCAUUACCUAGACCCUUAUGAGUCUGAGGACGAGACUUACUUACGGCGCCCUCAGCGCCGAGCUCGUGCUAGUACUAGCGCUUCCCACUCUCGGGAGCCCUCGCCCCUCCAGCCGCCACCCCGCGACUAUGACCUCCUCAUUGACCAGCGGGUGCUUGAACACAAUGACCACCGCCAGGAUCUCGAGCUCCUCCGACAGCAACAAGAGAUUGAGCGGCUUGAGCGGCAGCUCGCCCGCAACCAUGGCGAGCAUGACGUCCGUCUCAUAAGGGAGGAGGAAGACCGAUACGAAGACGAUAUAAGUGACAGGCUGCGACGGCUUCAGAGAUACGAGGAGCACGAGCGCCUAGAGGAGGAGAAGCGCAAGGCUGAACGUCGAUAUAGGCUCCAGAGGUUGGAGGCGGCCGAGCGUGAAUCCGCUGAGCAAGAGGAGGUGCGCCGGAAGCUAAAGCAUGAGAGGCUCGUGGAGCUCCAGCGCAAGAUUGAUGAGGAAGAGGAGCGCGAACGGGUCAAGAAAGAAAUUCGCGAUGAGGAGGCAAGGAGGGCUCUUGAAGAACAGAAGAAACGAGCCGAGGAGGCCAAAAUGAAGGCUGCCGCUGUCGAGGAGUGGAAACUUGCUGAAGAACGACGGAGAAUCGCCGAGCGUGAGGCAGCAGCGCAGCGUGACAGGGAGUUCAGGGAACGCCUGAGAGUUGAAUUCGGCUACACGGAGGAGGAGAUUGAAGACAUUAUCAACAAGAAGCACAAGAAGGAUAAGAAGGAGGGAAAGAAAGACGAGAAGGGGGAAAAGAAAGACGAGAAGAAAGAAAAAAAGGAGGAAGACCCCAACAAACCAACUUGGAUCAAGGUCCACCGCAAGCAUCUCCUUCCAGACACGUUGAUUGCCUAUCGGCUCCCUUGGUCAUGGGAUGAGUACGACGGAAACUAUAUGAUCAUCAAGUCUUGGGUCAGCGAAGAGCUCCAGGAGGAACUGUUCGCACACAGCCGGCGAUUGCGCGAGGGCAAGGUCAUCGGCGAGAAAUCUGAGACCUUGACCGAACUGAGGGUGAAUGACCGUAACAAGGAUAAAAUGUACCUUGUGCGGAAGAAGAGCCCUAGCCGGCGGUCAUGGAUCUUCACCUGA